This is a messenger RNA of Protobothrops mucrosquamatus (brown spotted pit viper), 1620 nucleotides long. Its product is annotated as gastrula zinc finger protein XlCGF57.1-like. Gene Ontology annotation, molecular function: RNA polymerase II cis-regulatory region sequence-specific DNA binding; DNA-binding transcription factor activity, RNA polymerase II-specific. Gene Ontology annotation, cellular component: nucleus. Gene Ontology annotation, biological process: regulation of transcription by RNA polymerase II. The transcript has 4 exons. Lineage: Eukaryota; Metazoa; Chordata; Lepidosauria; Squamata; Viperidae. The record is from RefSeq and is a predicted model, not a curated record. The annotation marks the transcript as partial.
GUGACCUUCGAGGACGUGGCCAUUUAUUUCUCCCGGGAGGAAUGGGAAGAAUUAAGUGAAGGGCAACGGGAGCUGUACCAAGCUGUGAUGAUGGAGAAUUACGAGGCAGUUCUUUCCUUGGGUAAGAACGACUUCAUUGCUCAGGUGCUGGAGGGAAGAGGAUGGCGGUCCAGCCUGUGCUUGAAUACCUCCCGGGACCAGGAGCUCAUCACCUUUGGGAUAGGCCUCCUGUCCGUCACGCCGCAGAUUAUCAACCAGAUCGAACGCAAGGAGGCCGUUGUUACGGGAGAAUUGUGGCAGCCGUGUGAAUGGACAGAUCCACAAGCAGAAGAUGGUAUCGCGAUGGUGGACGUAGGUGAGGGCAGAGUGGAGACUGGGUCCCCUGUGAUGCCCCCGGGGAAGAGGAAGAAAGGCCGCCCCCGGACCGCCAACCCGGUACCCAAACCCGAAAACAAAGGUCCUCCACGGGUGACGCUGAAGAUGAACCCGCCAAAGUGCCCCGAAUGCGGUAAAAGCUUCCUCAGCAAUGUGGCCAUGACCAUCCACAUCCGGACGCACACCGGAGAACGCCCGUUCAAGUGCCACCUCUGCCCCAAGGCCUUCCCCUCCCGGGGGGACCUCAAGCGGCACAUCAAGAUCCACCUGCGCAGGAAGCCGCCCCCGCCGGUCAUGGCCCGCAGCAGCUCCUCGAAAAAGAGCUUGGCGGCCAAGAUGCAGCUGCAGUGUCACCUGCGUUGCCCGCCCGAUCCGAAGAAACCCUACAGCUGCGCGGAGUGCAGGAAGAGCUUCAACAAGAAGCAGAGCCUGCGCAAACACCAGGGGACGCACUCGACGGAGAGGCCUUUCGCCUGCCUGGAGUGCGGGAGCAGCUUCCGGCUCAAGCAGAUCCUGGUGGCGCACAUGGCCUCGCACAUCAAGGAGCGCCCCUUCCCCUGCAAACAGUGCGGGAAGUGCUUCGCCCAGGAACGCAAUGUGCGCAGCCACCAGAGGGUGCACACCGGCGAGAAACCCUUCCUGUGCAUGGCGUGCGGGAAGCGCUUUGGCUACAAGCAGCAUCUGGUCAAGCACCUACGCUUCCACACUGGCGAGCGGCCGUACCGAUGCCCUGAGUGCGGGAAGACCUUCCGGGAUAAGGCCACGCUGAACAUCCACUACCGCAUGCACACCGGCGAGCGGCCAUACCGCUGCCCUUUCUGCAGCAAGACUUGUCGGCAGAAGCAGCAUCUCAACAGUCACCUGAAGGUCCACCGCGGGGAGACCCUGCCCCUGGGGGACACCACCGGGCUCAUCCUGCAAAGGGUGCGUGCCAAGGAGAAGCCAUACGAGUGUCCGCAGUGCCAGAAGCGCUUCCGGAACAAGAAAAUCAUGUUGGUGCACCAGAAGAUGCACAAAGACGAAGCACCGCGAAGUGCCCCACUGCAGAGCAAGAGGGGUCUACUUGUGGCAGAUAGAAAGGCCCCCAGGGCAGGCCAAGGGGCAGGGAGGAAGAGGAAGGAUGCGGGGCUCACUUCAGGGAUGCCGUCCGCCCAGCCGGAGACGGCUCCCAUCGCCUGCGCCGACUGCGGGAGGCGAUUCACGCAGAGGAAGUACCUGACGCUGCAUCAGAGGAGCCACAGGUGA